Ruditapes philippinarum (Manila clam) is the source of this 2142-nucleotide messenger RNA. RefSeq names its product anoctamin-10-like. Gene Ontology annotation, cellular component: plasma membrane. Gene Ontology annotation, molecular function: chloride channel activity. The transcript is spliced from 13 exons. The coding region runs from base 71 to 2023 and encodes 650 amino acids. The record is from RefSeq and is a predicted model, not a curated record. Lineage: Eukaryota; Metazoa; Mollusca; Bivalvia; Venerida; Veneridae. Gene Ontology annotation, biological process: chloride transmembrane transport.
GGGGGCAAGUUUGAGGAAAGAUUUUGUCACAGGUGAAAGCAGCCAGUCCCUGGUUAUAUCAGAGGUCAUAAUGGAGGAUGUCCUUAUCAAGCUGAAUGAUGGGAAAACCAAGGAUUUUGAACCAUUAGUUGUAUUAGAGUUUGCUGUGAAUACCAAGCAAGCAGCUAUAGAAUGGAUGAUAGCUAAACUACAGGCAUCUAGCAGUGAAAAUGGUGCUGAACUUUCUGUCACGGCCAUGGUGAUGCAACAUAACCAGGAGACAGUGUUGUUUAUUGGAGGGAAGACACAGAGGUUGUUACUGGGGGCAGAGAUGAUGGACAUGAUGAAAGUAUACAAGGAUGGUAACCAUAGAGAAUUUACUGUAAGAGAUCUGGCAAAUUUCAAAGGUGGUGAUAAUGCUGAGAACUUUCUGACAAUGGCUGAAAAACAGAAAAUAAUUUUUCGUGAAUUGGAAAAUAUCCGGGCUACAGAAGAUGACGAAUUUGUACCAGGGUAUGAGUUUAUCAAACUGUACACAGGGCGCACAAUUGUGAAAAAAAUGCUGAGUCAGGAUUUGAUAAAGAAUUUGUUCCCGAUUCAUGACAAGGAGUUCCUAAAGAAGCUUGGGGCUGAGUGGUAUACGAAACCGUUUGCUCAACAACCUAUUGAUAAAGUUCAGCACUACUUUGGAGAGAAGAUUGCCCUCUAUUUUGCAUUUCUCGGCUUCUACACAAUAGCUCUAAUACCUCCAGCAGUAAUUGGUUUAAUAUACUGGUUGACAUCUUGGCAAAACCUGUACCGGGAAGCUAUCUUUGCCGUGUUUAAUCUCGUCUGGGCAACGUUAUUCCUUGAAGCCUGGAAACGUUACUGUGCCGAACUCGCAUUUAAAUGGGGAUGUAUGGAUUUCGUGUCAUCAAGAUUUGAAGAACCGCGGGCAAAUUACCAUGGACGAAUGGGAAAGAAUCCUGUCACGGGAAAACCUGAACCAGUUUUUCCAAAGUCUCAAAGGGUGCUUAGAUUUUAUGGAGUAACGGUUCCCGUCCUGUGUUUAUGUCUUACGGUAGCAUUCUAUGCUAUGUUGGGUUAUUUCUGGUUCCAGGCUAUAGUAGAUAAAUGGUAUCUGGAAGACAAGGGCUGGUUGAACUUGCUCAAUACGUUUAUGCCGACAGUGGUGUAUGCUAUUGUUAUUGCAAUACUUAAUGCCAUAUACAGGAAGAUCGCCACUUACCUUAAUGAAUUUGAGAAUCACAGAUUGCAGACCUCAUAUGAUAACCAUAUCAUUCUUAAACUUAUUCUGUUUGAGUUUAUUAACUGCUUCAUUUCAUUGUUUUAUGUGGCCUUCUACCUACAAGAUAUGAAACUGCUGAAAAGUCAUCUUGCGGCACUCUUGAUCACAACCCAGAUAGUAGGACAGAUCCAGGAAUCUAUUCUACCAUUUUUAUUGCACAGUAGGCGAGCCAAGAAGCUGGAUAAAGCUAUGAAGAAGUUUGAUGAGGUACAGAAAGUAGAGUUUAGUAACGGAGAGAUUGGAGAAGAUCUACAGAAACAGACAAGUGUAGAGAGUACCAUGGAUGUUUAUGAAGGAACACUGAAUGACUACCUGGAGAUGUUUCUACAAUUUGGCUAUGUAUUUUUGUUCUCGUCUGUGUUCCCCCUGGCAGCUGUAUGGGCAUUAUUGAACAAUGUGACGGAGAUAAGAUCUGAUGCAUUUAAGAUGUGCCGCGUAUUUCAACGCCCGUUUGCUGAAUCUGCUUCCAACAUAGGUGCUUGGCAGGCAGCAUUUGAAGUGAUAAGUGUGAUGGCAGUGAUGACAAACUGUGCCUUGAUAGGUAUGAAUCCCGAGGUACAGAAACUGCUACCAACAGACAUUGCACCUGUAAAUAUAGUCCUCAUCUUCGUUAUUGUAGAGCAUGUUCUGCUAGCUCUGAAGAUAGCUGUGGCAUACUUCAUACCAGACGUACCCAAAUGGGUAGAUGUGGAACUGUCCAGAAUUGCUUAUCAGUCAAAACUAGCUCUUCAAAAGGAGAGAAAUAACCAUUUAUGAUGUACAAAUACAGAGAGCACAAACUGCGAAGAAGAUAACGUAAAUGUUAGAUGGAUUUGAGAGUGCUAUAACUGGGAGGCUAUGAAGAAGAACAAUUAAAGCAAAAGCCUGCACAAAAA